Messenger RNA from Aplosporella prunicola CBS 121167, 918 nucleotides. RefSeq lists its product as uncharacterized. Gene Ontology annotation, molecular function: small ribosomal subunit rRNA binding. The record is from RefSeq and is a predicted model, not a curated record. NCBI's taxonomy places the organism in Eukaryota, Fungi, Ascomycota, Dothideomycetes, Botryosphaeriales, Aplosporellaceae. The transcript has a single exon. The coding region runs from base 1 to 918 and encodes 305 amino acids. Gene Ontology annotation, cellular component: small-subunit processome; nucleolus.
AUGCGCGGCAAACGUGCCAAGCAGUAUCGCAAGCUCAUGCACCAGUAUGGCUUGACCUUUGGCUUCCGCGAACCCUACCAGGUCCUCGUCGACGCCCAAAUGGUCCAGGACGCCGAGCGCUUCAAGAUGGACCUCGCCGGCGGCCUGGAGCGCACGCUGCAGGGCAAGAUCAAGCCCAUGAUCACCCAUUGCUCCAUGCGCCACCUAUACGAGGCCAAGGACCAGACCGUCAUCGCCCACGCCAAGUCUUUCGAGCGCCGCCGCUGCAACCACCACGAGCUCGAGAAGCCGCUCUCCACCCUCGAGUGCAUCCAGUCCGUCGUCGACCCCAAGGGCGCCAACACCAACAAGCACCGCUACUGCGUCGCCACCCAGGACCCUAAAGUGCGCGCCUUCCUGCGCAAGAUCCCCGGCGUGCCUCUCGUCUACAUCAACCGCAGCGUCAUGAUCAUGGAGCCCAUGGGCGGCGCUACCGAGGACGUUAGAGACCGUGCUGAGAAGGACAAGUUUAGGGCUGGUAUCAAGGGAACCAGGCGGACCGCCGCUGAACUUUCGGCUAAGAGGAAGAGGGACGAAGACGGUGACGACAGCGAUGUGUCUAUGGAAGAUGCGACGGCGGGCGCCGAGGCGGAGGGCAACGCUGCUCUGCAGCCGAAGAAGAAGCAGAAGAAGGGACCCAAGGGACCCAAUCCGCUUAGUGUCAAGAAACCAAAGGACAAGCCGACAGGAAAGGCUGCGCAAAAACCCAAUAAGGCUCCGGAGAAGCCAAAGAAGGCUAUUGAGGAGAGUGAGACAAAGGAACCAUCUGCCACAGACACGGCCGAGGAGCCUGCAAAGCGAAAGAGGAAGAGAAAGAACAAGCCUAAGACGGAUGGGGAAUCGGCCGAGGCAGCACAAGCGGACGCUCAAGAAUCAUGA